Molecule: messenger RNA, 746 nt
Organism: Capsella rubella
Lineage: Eukaryota; Viridiplantae; Streptophyta; Magnoliopsida; Brassicales; Brassicaceae
Product: nucleoid-associated protein At4g30620, chloroplastic
Exons: 7
Coding region: 64-600 (178 amino acids)
Molecular function (GO): DNA binding
Source: RefSeq, a predicted model, not a curated record
CUCGUUCUUUUUUCUUUUUUUUUUUGUCUUGUCGAGACUAGUCCUUUCUCUCUCAGCAGAACAAUGGCUUCGACGGCUACGACUACUGAUUUUUUCAAACCUCUCCCCUCUCCUUUCUCCAAUGGUAACGCGGCUCAAACAAGUAGUAGACAUAGCGUGGUAUGGUUAAAUCGGAAGAACACUGGUUACAGGUCUCUUCGUGUUAAUGGAUUGUUCGGAGGUGGGAAGAAGGACAAUAAAGAGGAUGGCCAAUCAAAGGCAGGAAUUCUUGGUAAUAUGCAAAAUCUGUAUGAGACUGUGAAGAAAGCUCAGAUGGUCGUUCAAGUAGAAGCUGUUCGAGUGCAGAAGGAGCUAGCUGUUGCUGAAUUUGAUGGUUACUGUAAAGGCGAGCUUGUUAAGGUGACAUUAUCAGGUAACCAGCAACCAAUUCGCACUGAUAUCACUGAUGCAGCAAUGGAAUUAGGUUCCGAAAAAUUAUCACUACUGGUCACGGAAGCAUUCAAGGACGCACAUGCAAAGAGUGUAUUGGCUAUGAAAGAGAGAAUGAGUGAUCUUGCGCAGAGUUUAGGGAUGCCACCGGGCCUUGAUGGAUUAAAGUAACAAAACUUGAAUCUUUUUGUGAUUUCACUCAACUUCCAGGUAUGAGAAGUCCAGUUUUGGUUUUGUAUAUCAGGCACACAAAAAAAAAAAAGCUCUGUUCUGAUAAAUUAAAGAGAGAUAUUUGAACCUUUGUACUUCUUUGAAUA